GAAGGGAGAUAUCCCGGAGGAGGAGUUGACAGCCGAGUUCCUCGAAUGGGUUGCAGAAGGCCCAAUGGAAGAUGCCGAGGAGAUUUAUUCUGGGCACAGACCGAACAUGCCGCUACAUAUGAGGUGAUGUCGGAAUGGAGAGAUGGCCACCAGAAUAACCAAGAAACAACCCAGGACAACUGGUUCCUCCCUGGAUGACCGGCAGUCUUGGAAUUAUGGUAGGUACACAGCAAGCAGGGCACACAAUCCCUCAGGUACGAAACAUCUGCUAGCCGCUCUCUCAGGGGGAGCAUCAGUUUGAGCCACCAAAAUCUGCUCCCCAAGAAGAGAAGUCAGGUUGGUACGAAUGGCAUCCAGGAUCUGGUCCGGAGGUACGA
Staurois parvus is the source of this 377-nucleotide messenger RNA. The record is from the annotation of a GenBank genome assembly. Lineage: Eukaryota; Metazoa; Chordata; Amphibia; Anura; Ranidae.